Brassica rapa (field mustard) is the source of this 1591-nucleotide messenger RNA. RefSeq names its product protein NDL1. The record is from RefSeq and is a predicted model, not a curated record. Lineage: Eukaryota; Viridiplantae; Streptophyta; Magnoliopsida; Brassicales; Brassicaceae.
AGUGAAGGAAGGAAAAAAAAAAAAAAAGAUAAUAAGAAAAACUAAAAAUCGGUUCUUUUUCCAGAGAGGUCUUAAUAGGAGAGAGGAGAGAGAGAGAGAAAGGAGGAAUCGCUUUGUAUAUAAGCUAAAGAAAAGCCAAAACAUUCUAGAGGGUAGCGAGAGGAAGAGGAAGAGGAAGAGGAGAGCCUUCUCUUGUUAUCCCGCGGCAAAUAAAGGCAACAACGACGGCGGAAACGGAGGAGCUUUUAUUGCCAAUGGCGGAGUCAAACGACUCCGUUUCCGUCGACCUUGGAACGAUCUAUCUUGGUGGCAAGGAGCAUCGUGUUAAAACUGCUUGUGGUGUUGUGUCUGUCAUUGUCUAUGGAGAUCGAGAAAAGCCAGCAUUGAUUACUUAUCCUGAUCUGGCCCUUAACCAUAUGUCAUGCUUCCAAGGAUUAUUCUUCUGCCCUGAAGCAGCUUCCUUGCUACUUCAUAACUUCUGCAUUUAUCAUAUCAGUCCACCCGGUCAUGAGUUAGGAGCUGCUCCGAUUUAUCCUACUGAUUCAGUCCCUUCUGCUGAUGAUUUGGCGGAUCAGAUCCUUGAAGUGCUCAACUUUUUCGGCCUUGGUGCUGUGAUGUGUAUGGGAGUGACUGCAGGUGCUUACAUCCUCACGUUAUUUGCGAUGAAACAUAGAGAAAGAGUUCUCGGUUUGAUUCUUAUCUCACCGCUAUGCAAGGCGCCGUCUUGGUCUGAAUGGUUUUACAACAGAGUUGUCUCAAACUUGUUGUAUUUCUACGGAAUGUGUGGAGUGGUAAAAGAGUUUUUGCUUCAGAGAUAUUUCAGUAAGGAAGUCCGUGGUAACAUAGAGAUUCCAGAGUCAGAUAUAGCACAAGCUUGCAGAAGACUGCUUGAUGAGAGGAAAAGUGUAAACAUCAUGCGGUUUCUUGAUGCCAUUGAUCGGAGACCUGACAUCUCAAGUGGAUUGAAGAAACUAAAAUGCAGGACGCUUAUCUUUAUCGGAGAUCAAUCUCCCUUCUAUGCAGAAGCUGUACACAUGGCAGCAAAUUUGGAUAGAGGAUACUGUGCUUUGGUUGAGGUUCAGGCUUGUGGUUCGAUGGUAACCGAGGAGCAACCACAUGCAAUGUUGGUUCCAAUGGAAUAUUUCUUGAUGGGUUAUGGACUAUACAGACCAUCUUAUUUCACAGAGAGCCCUAGAAGUCCUCUUAGCCCUUGUUGCGUUUCACCUGAGCUUCUCUCUCCUGAAAGCAUGGGAUUAAAGCUUAAGCCUAUCAAAACCCGAGUUUCUACUUGCUGACGUUAAAAUCUUAUUAGGGCUGUUGUAGAUAUAGAACAACCAGUAGGGGAGAUCUGAGGAGAAGACGAAGAAGGGAACAUUCAAGCCAUCCUUAUAACACAAUUCUUUUGUAGCCAGCCAUGAUAAAAGACAACAGUUCUUUCGUUGAGAAGCCACACAUGUUGUUUUAUUAUUUCAUUUUUUUUAAUGCAUAUAUGUAAAAUGUUCUGUUGUUGUGACAUUGUAACAAUUGUUUUGUGAUGGGACACUGCAGAUUCUGUAAUCUAUUUCAAUAAUAAAUUCAUGUUGGAUAUGAA